UUAUACUUGUGUAGCUACCUUGGCAUUCUCUUCCGUGCGGACAUCCCCGCAGUAUGUCCGUCAUUUGUCAAACUUUUAGACACCGGAAGUGGAUGCCACGAUUCCCAAACAAGCGUCUGCACAUUCUAGAAAAUCAGGUUUCACACACAUGAAGACAGGUUGACAAUUACUAAUCAAUAGAGAACUAUAUUUUAAUGACAGUUAGUUGAUCAUGUAGAUAAUUUAAAUGACUCUGUAUACCUUCCUGACAGAGUAUGGCCCCAACAUAUUUUGUUCCGAAUCGUGACUUCAUUAUCUCUGGUUUGUGAUUACGUGUUCCUCUGUGAUAACCGGCAGUUAAAUGUAAACAUGGAUCCAUUCACUAAGAAUAGGGACAUUUGUCUAUGGUUUCGACAAAUAGGCAUUCUUAUUUUAUUUGCACAGUUUUUCUUAUGUCAAAGUACUUGUGAUGUUGAACUUGACACUUUGCAAAAAAGAAGUGCACCUGGCCUUAAAGCUCCCAAAAAACUUUGGUGGGCCAAAGAAAUAACUCCAGAUUUACAUGUUGCUGGAGGUUUGAUUGAAAGACAAAUAAAAUAUGCAGCUGAGGCUGGAUUUAAAAGCAUUAUUUCACUAUUUAAUGACCUGCGUGCUGGAGAUUUUGGUGGGGAAUACUUACCAACUGCAUUUGAGGCAAGUCACAUAGCUAAAAUUGCUGGACUUCAAUAUCUUGCAGUAUUAGAAGAAGAUGAAGAAUUUGCUUCUGAAGAUGCAAUAAGGAAAUUGACAGAAGCUAUUUCACAAGUAGAGAAACCAAUUCUCCUACAUUGUAAUCGUGCAUUUACGAUAGCAUAUACAACAUUGUUGUAUUUGGCAAAUCAAUCAAGACAUGAUCCUAAUUUUGUUCCACAUGUUGACAGUGAAAAAUUUUACAAAAUGAGUGCACUUAUGGGCAAAGAUUUUACCUCAAAUCAUACCUUAAAAGCUGUGGUCGCAAAAGUCACUGGUGAACCAAUUGUAGAAAAUCCACCAAAACCAGAAACUGAGCCAGAUGACUGGCUUGAUUUCUGGCUGGCUCAUCCUGUGUACAGAAACUGGUAUACUGCUGGACAGAUAAGAAAAGGACAUUUACAGGAACUUGAGUUCAUUGGCUUUAAAUCUGUCAUUAAUAUGAGACUUGAUACAACACAUAAUGGAAAACCAUCACAAGAAACUGUUACACUUCUCAAUGUCCUAGAUGGCACACCAACAUAUGACAAGGAUUAUAAACCUUUACGACAAACACAUUCACAUAUAAAAAACAUAAUUCUUGAUGCUUCAAAACAGAACCAUUAUAUCUCUCCAACUUCACCAGUCAAUUAUGAACAUCGACAUUAUGAAGAAUAUGGGGAUGAGAUUGGCUACAAUGAAGAUCUUCAGAGUGAACACAUUAAAGAAUUUGAUCUCGACUACUACCUUUUACCCAUAGAGUCAACUGGAAAGUAUAGUAAAGAAUUAUUUGCAAAGUAUAAAGAUAAACUGCUAGAGAUUGGAAAACAAGGUCCUGUGUUAGUUCAUUGUGCCAGUGGAAAGAGAGUUGCAUUUAUGGCAGUCCUCGCAGCAGCCUUACAACAUGAGAAAGAUUUUAAGUGGGCACUAAAAAGAAUCAAUGAACUAGGAUUUGAAGUGAGUCGAACCAAGAACAGAGAUGUUUAUGAGAUGUACUCUGCUUGGCUAAAUCCAGAUCAUGGUAAUAAAACAGAGUUAUGAUGAAAAAAAGACUAACAAUACAUUUUACAUGUUUCUAUUGCUCACAUAACAUAUGUCUUGUUACUGUUAAGUUUAUUUUUAUGUUUUUUUCAUAAAUGUCACCUCUAGGGAAGACUUCAUGACUUGAUGAUAGUACUUGAAGAAUCAUAAGCUUACCAAAAUUUUUUCAUUUUUGUUCGACAAAGGACAGAGCCAAUCUUUUUACUUUCUAGAUAUAAAAAAUUAUAAAUAUAAAUAACCCACCACAUUAUUAGUGCUAUUUAAAAUGUAACUAAUAAUGUUAUAACAUAUUUUAAAGAAUUAUUCCUAAGGAAUGAUACCAAUUUGUUUAAGUAAUUUAGGUAAAAUGCUUGAUUAAAUUGAGAAUGGAAAUGGGAUACGUGUUAAAGAUACAACAACCCACCCAAUCAGCAGAAAGUAGCACAAGGUCACCAAUGGGUCUUAGUGUACCGGUAAACGUAUUUGAUUAAAUAAAUUCAUAUUAAAUAAUGUACACAAUUUAGCAUUUACAUUUUAAUACAAUUAAAUAAUAAAUAGGAUCCGGAAACAAGCUGUCAACUUGUAUUAAACCAUUUCUCACCAAUGGGUCUUCAACACAGCAAGAUAUCCUCCAUCUGGACGUGGGAUUGAAAACAUGUUUUUAACAACAUGCACAAUCUCUAAAUCGUCAAAGGUUUUGUAAUUCCACUCUAUUAAUAUUUUUGUUUUCUAAAAAAUGUAUUUAAAACUAUUUAAAGAGAGAUAACUGUGGUAAAAAAUUUGUUUGUGAUAAAUAUUUAAAUUUUGUUUCUACUGAUAAUAUUUGAAGAAGAAAUUCACAGCAUUUAUUCAGAUAUGUAUUAAUAUGCAUUAUGCAAUAUAUAUGUUAUCAAAAUGUAAGUUGUUACUGUAUGCCAUUUAUGUCACAGAAAGUAAAAUAUAUGAAUCUGAUAAAACAUAAAAAUCUCAGAAAGUUCUCCACUGCCAAGUGUUUGAUAUCAAUUUUUCAAUUUCUCCACAAACUUGUAAAUUUUGCAUUUAUAAACCAAAGCAAGACAUGCCAGUAUUUACAUGAUAAGAUCACAUGUUAUGUAAAUUUUCUUUGAUGUCUGUAUGAAAGACUUUAAUGAGGAGCAAUUUAAUAUACAUGUAGUUUUAAAUUCAAUUCUGUGAUGAAAUAUUUUUUUGUAGCAUUUCUAUUUUUAUACCUGUCACAAAUUGUACUUGAAGUUUUAGGUUUUCCCCCUUUUACCUACAUGUACAUCUGUUCAGAAAUCCUUUUUUUUACUCCACGACUGCAAUUCUCUUAUAUGGUAUACCAUUGCUAUUAGUGUUGCAUUGAUUUACAUUUUAUUCUUUAAGGUUUGUACUAUAUCUAUGUGCCAUAUGAAUCCUGCUCAAAUUUGUCAAUCUUACUGUUAUUAUUACACAUUUCUGUUUCUACUAGUUAUGUAAAUUGUAAUGUUUAUGUUCAUUGAUACGUCAGAUUGUGUAACUUGUCAUAUCAGAUUAUUCCAUUAGAAAACUUUUGCAAACUUUUCUAUCAAAAGUUAGAAAGUUAGAAAUAAUAAAUGUAAAAAAAUUAUGGUUCUAAAGUAUGAGUUUGUGCCAUGUAUGUUCGUCCAAGAUUUUUACAUUUUACUUUGCACUGUAUACAGAAGGCUUGUAAUCCACAAGGCACUAUAUAAUAUAUGAACUGCUUUAUUUAUUAAGAUGCAUGCAUACAUGGUUAUAAAGUUUUGACAGUUGUGACUCCAUUAUUUUUGUUUAUUUGAAAGAUUGACCAGUGAUUCUGUUAACUUCAGUAUUGACUAAUCUGAUGACCACCACAAAGUUUACAUUAAACUAGAACACACCUGUGAUAUUGCGGGUCCGUUACUGAAUUAAGCCUUAUUUUAGUAUUGGUAUUGUCAUCUGAUAAAGGCACAGUUUUAUAGAUAAAACAAUGAAUUAUCAUUGUUAUGAAAUUGUAGAUCAUACAUCUAUUUAUUUUGAUUGUAGUAAGGAAAUGAUAUUAUUAUAUUUAUAACAAGGAAUUAGUGUUUUAUUGCCUGUACUGUUAUUCAUGUUUAAAUUGUUUUAAGACAUUUAGUUUGUAUUACUUAAAAAUUUACUUUCAAACAUUCCAAAAACAGGUAUCUUUGUUUUCCAAAAUUUCUUCAACUAUCAGAUUUCAAUUUGAGUUGAAAUCUGUCUGUCUGUUUAUAACAUGUGUAUUUCUUUAUACAUUUUUAAUUGACAGUUCUCUUUUUUAAGUAGAGAUCAGUAGACAUGAAUGGGUUAUCAAAGAUGAUUUUUUUUUGUAUUGAUGAUUAGUAUUUUUUUAUUAUAUUUAUAGAUACUUUCUUUCUUUAUAUUGGCUACAAAAUCUAUAGUAGGUUGUUUUUAAAUCUUGGUAUGAUCUGGUGUCAAUUGAAAUUAAUUC
Mytilus trossulus (common blue mussel) is the source of this 4132-nucleotide messenger RNA. RefSeq lists its product as uncharacterized. Gene Ontology annotation, molecular function: hydrolase activity. The record is from RefSeq and is a predicted model, not a curated record. The transcript is spliced from 3 exons. The coding region runs from base 349 to 1728 and encodes 459 amino acids. NCBI's taxonomy places the organism in Eukaryota, Metazoa, Mollusca, Bivalvia, Mytilida, Mytilidae.